ACGUAAUGACCACAGGUUGGCGCUCUUGUUUAAGCGAAUCCACCUUCAGUCAUCUUGAUGACGGGACGCCUUGAAGUGGGGUCAGCUGGACAGCAGUGCCUGGUGCAACUGGUGUUUAGUAGCCUCCUCCUACGGAUGUUGACCGUUCGUUCAUUGAAAAAGAAUGUACGGCUUUCAGUAUUUCCUGACGUAGAUUAAAUGUACCUUAUUUCAAACUGUUAGUAAUAAUAUCUGAGGGAUAUCUGAAGCAACCUAAUGCUCUAGCUUUUCAAGUUGUGCUACCCUCCCGAGUGUGGGAGUGCAACAGCAUUCUACUAGUGCAUGUGCAUGCGUUUGCAUUUCACUCCCAUAACCCUUUGCAUGAGUUCCAUUCCUCCAUCUGUUUGCAUGCCUGCCGCCUGAGACCGAGUAGGCCGCUCUCUUCAGUGCCUUGGCCUCCAGUUUGUAAGGCCUCAAGCGUGGGAGCACGAUGGGCAAGGACAAGGGUAACUCUCUGGUUUUCUCCUCCAAGAGAGGCUCGAGGUGCGGCACGCGCUCCUGCGCCAGUCCUGGCGAGCCCGAGCGCGAGAUCGAGAGGCUCCGCGACGCCUUGGAGGCGGAGAGGUGCCGCAACAAGCAGGCCUACAGGAAGUUCUCCCUGGAGCUGCGGCGCGUGCGCGACGAGGGGCGGCACGAGCGGGAGCGCGCCCUGCGGGAGCUGACCUCCAGGCAGGAGCGGCAGAAGGCCCUGGAGCUGCAGCAGCAGCGCGAGGCCCUGGGCAGGGAGCGUGCCUCCGAGUUCAGGCAGCUGCGCCACUGGAGGGACCGCGAGAGGGAGCGCAGCAGCGUCAGCUUCAGGCAGGUCCGGGAACUGCAGCGGCUCCUAGCCGAGGGGCUUGGUGGCGGCACCGGUUUGGGCAAGCUUGACCCUCAGGCCGUGAAGGGUCUGCUGUGCGGCCAAGGCAGCGGUGCCAUCUACCGCAAGCUGGAAGAGCUGCUGGCAAGGCUGCAUGGGCAGGCGAGCGGGGAGCAGGCGGUGCUCCUGCAGGGCCUGCGCCAGGAGCUGGAGCUGGACAAGAGCCGCCUCAUCUGCCACCUGCUAGAGAAGCACGGGCAUCCUCAGGCCCCCAAGGUGGCCCCGACCCCAGUGCCCAGGCGCCGCUCGGCCAGCUGCGUGCACCUGCUCAGCCGCUCCGACUCCCAGGGGAACCAAGGCGCUCCCGGCAACCCUGGAAGCGCCCCCCCGUCUCGUGCCAGGUCUCAGUCCCAGAAGGCCCAGCGGUCUUCUCAGCAGGGGCCGCUGAGGAAGUGGAGCAGGAGCGGGCGCAGGAGCGCUGCACCCCUGGGGAAGCCGCAGCGCAGCUCCAGUCCCGUGGCGAGCCAGGAGAUCCCCUCGCAGCCCUCUCCCCACGCAGGCUGGGAGGUGAGGCACUCCUCCUCCUCCCCAUCGGACCCGUCCCCCACGCCAGACAACUCAACCCCGUCCAGAUGCUCAGAGGAGGACAUGAAUGGAAUGGACUAUGGCUUCCUGGUGCGUCAGAACUCUGAGUUGCUGCGGGCACUGGAUGACCUGGAGAAGACCUGUGCUACUCUCAAAGAGGAGAACAGCCUUCUGAGGAAGAGCAGCUCCCCGGAGACGGAAGAGAAGGUGAAGAGACUGCGGAAGAAGAACACGGAGUUGGCGGUCAUUGCUAAAAGGCUGGAAGACAGGGCACGCAAGCUCCAGGAGGCGAACCUUAAAGUGGUGAACAGCCCUUUCCCGGUGAAAGCUGGCGCAGUGGAGCAGUACAAGAGGGCGUUCGCGCGGCAGAGAGCGCGGGACCUGGCCCAGCACGCAGACACGCUGCUCUACAAGGACAAGGAGAUCGCUGCCCUGCAGCAGGAGUGCAGGGAGCUGCAGACGGGCCUCGGACAGGGCAAGGGUGUGCAGGGUCCCUUCGCUGUGGCUGAUUUCGAGCGUCUGCUGCGUGAGUCUCAGAAGGAGGUGCUGAGGCUGCAGCGGCAGCUCUCCGUCAGCUCCGCACGCGAGGCCAGCCACACCGUGGCCCCCGACUCCACCGACAAGGCCGCGGCCGAGACUCCGCCCCCAGCGUUAAAUGAGGCUCCUCCCAGGCGCGAGGAGACUCCUGCAGAGGAGGCGGAGCCGGGGCCACAAGUGACGCCUCAGUCGAGUCCCAGCCCCACCCAACCGGAGAAGCAGACUGAGGAGACGCGUAUAGAGUUUCUGGAAAGUGAGUUGAGCAAAAAGAGAAAAGAAUGUGAAAGUCUUGAGCAUGAUGUUAGGAAGAGGCAGAAGAGAUGUCUGGAUUUGGAGAGCCAGCUCGAUGACGAGCGAGGCAAAAAUGAGAGAUUAGCCGAGGAGGCAGAACUCCUCAGGCGGAAGGCUCAGCUGCUUGACCAGUCCCAGGCUGAGAAUGAGGAGCUGAGGCAGGAGCUCUCUGAAUUGAGCGCUCAACACAAUUCAGUUCUCGAGGAGAACCAGAGACUCCGUGCCAAACUGGAGAACUUAGAGCAGGUCCUAAAGCACAUGCGAGAGGUCGCUGAGCGGAGGCAGCAGCUGGAACUGGACCAUGAUCAGGCACUGGCGAUCCUCAAGUUCAAGCAGGAUGAGAUCAAGCGGCUGCAGCGGGCCCAGGUAUUUGCCAAACGGGAGCAUGAGGGUGUCGUUCAGGUGCUGGAGGAGUUGAUCCAGCUUGUGUUGCGGAGGGAGCUGUCAAAGGUGCGUGAUCUGGAGGAUAAAUGCCGCAGUCAGAGCGAGCAGUUCGGCCUGCUCUCUCAGGAGCUGGAGAAGUUCCGGCUGCAGGCCUCCAAGAUCGACCUGGACAGCUCCGACCUGCUGUCCCACCCCAGCCUCGCCCACCUGACCAACGGCCUCCCGGGGGAGACAGGCGCUAGUGACGCAGAGGUCAUGCUCUCCCUCGGGGAUAUUGCCUUCUGGACUUUGGAGGGGACCGACGUUCCCCCCUGUGUCGCCUCGGAACAGGUGGACGUCGAGGCCAUGCUGAGGGCCGGCUCCACCCCCCACGCCGUAGGGCUGUCCAGGCCCGAGCGCUCCCCCGCCACCAAGCACCGCGAGCUGCCCACCAUCAGCGCCAAGUCCGCCUCCACCUCCAGCACCACCAAGUCCGACACCACCCACCUCACACCCAGAUCAGAGUCCCGACCACACAGUCCACGCAAGGCCAGUCCCACACAUGAGGUGGACACGGCCAGUGAAGUAGAGGAAUUGGACAUAGAUGUGUCUCCUGCUCCCUAUCCUGCAAGCAGAGGGGCUGCCAAACUACAGGUCUUCAUUUCCAGAUACAGCUAUAACCCCUAUGACGGCCCCAAUGAUAACCCAGAAGUGGAGCUCCCUCUCACCGCGGGAGAGUAUAUUUAUGUGUAUGGGGAUAUGGAUGACGAUGGCUUCUUUGAAGGUGAGCUGAUGGACGGACGGAGAGGGCUGGUCCCCUCCAACUUCGUGGAGCGCGUGUCGGACGACGACGUCAUGAGUGCCCAGGCUCACGAGGCCGGAGAGCAGUCCCACAACUCCUUCCAGGACAGCAGCCUCCACAGCGGCAGCGAGCGCUUCCAGCACCACAACCACCAGCAGCACGUGCGCUUCGGCCCCACCACCACCACCACCACCACCUCGGAGCGGACCGACGCCUCGAUCGCCCCCUCCCCCACCCCAGACCCCACCCUGGGCAAGGCGUCCCCCACCCCAGCCCUCACAGUCCCCAUCACCAACGGCCUGGACCUGGAGCUGGAGGAGGUGGACGUAGUGCCUUACCCACGCAAGCUCACCCUCAUCAAGCAGCUGGCCAAGAGCGUCAUCAUCGGAUGGGAGCCUCCGCUGGUGCCGGCCGGCUGGGGCUCCAUCUGGAGCUACAACAUCUUCGUGGACCAGGAGCUGCGGCUCAACGUGCCGUUCGGCUCCCAGCACAAGGCCGUGCUGGAGCGCCUGGACGUGGGCCUCAAGGCGUACCGCGUGUCCGUGCAGAGCCUCACCGAGCGGGGCAACUCGGACCAGCUGCGCUGCAGCCUGCUGGUGGGCGCCGACGUGUGCGUGGCGCCCACGCAGCUGCGGGUGGAGCGCGUCUCCGCCACCUCGGCCACGCUGGUGUGGCUACCCUGCAACAGCAACUACGUGCACAUCGUGUCCUUGAACGAGGAGGAGUGCGAGCUGGUCAAGGCCGGCUGCUACUCGCUCUGCCUCAGCAACCUCACGCCCAACCUGCACUACUGCGUCAAGGUGGAGGCGCGGCCGCACCGCACGCCCUGGGAGCUGCCGCAGGACCGCCGCGAGCGCAGGAUCACGGUCACCUCCUUCAGCACGCUCCCCGCUGGUCCCCCAGAUGCCCCUCUGGAUGUGCAGCUGGAGCAGGGGCCGUCUCCAGGGAUCGCCUUGGUCAGUUGGCUGCCUGUCACUAUUGACGCUGCUGGGACCUCAAACGGGGUCGCCGUCACGGGCUACACCAUUUACGCAGACAAGAAGAAGGUGCUGGAGGUGGCAUCACCCACGGCAGGCAGUGCUCUGCUGGGCCCGUCUCAGAUCCAGGCGGUGAAGGCGGCUCAGGAGCUCACCGUGCGCACCAUGUCCCCCCACGGCGAGUCUUCCGACUCAGUGCCCAUGAACGUCCAGGCCAAACUCGCUGCCAUCAUGGCAGGACCCGUGCCCCCAAGCCUACCUGUGCCAGUUCUGACAGCCGCCGCCGCUGCUGCUGUGCCCACCUCACCUGCCGUGUCGCCCCGCCUCGCCAAUUCGCCUGCCAAAUCGCCAGUGCCCUACAGCUUGCCGCCAGAUGCACACACGUUGGUCCCCGGCAGGGGGGUCUAUGCCAACACUCCCAAAGCCAUCACCGCGAAUGCCCCCCUGCCCUCCGGCUCCUACACGGAGGCCUGGGCAAACCCUCACGUGUCAGGUGCCUCCAUGCCCAUGGCCAUGGCAGUACAGCAGCCUCCAGCGUUACCACCAUCUUCUGCCAUCAGCUACCCAGCGGUCUGUGUACCGCAGGUGAGCGUGGCCGUGCCAUCCUGCGUCUCCCCGUCGCUGGAUCCCAGCAGGGACAUGGAGAGCCCCGUGCCCAUGCCCGGGGCCGGGCGGCCCGUCGUCUGCAUGUCCGACUUCCUGGAGGACCCCCGUGCCAAGCCCCACCAUCCCGAGCCCUGCCCCGUGCCCGUGCUUCGACCUCCGGCACCGUACGUGGACUCCCUCAACCCCCCAGAGACGCACCCGAUGCGGCCCCCCAACCCGUCCCCGUUUGGGUCGGAGGCUGAGGAGGACCUGGAGAACACGCGGCUGGUGUCCAUUGAGGAGUUCCUGGGCCACGGGAGGCCAGCUGUCAGACACCAGGCUUAUGGCGGCGGUGUGGCAGAACCGAGCGUUGACUACCAGCUGGAGACCAGCCGAGGCUCAGACCUGUCUGACAUCCUGGAGGAGGAGGAGGAGGACAUGUACUCAGAGUCCAUCGCAGAGGUGCAGGGCAGGGGCUACCUCAGGGAUGCCACAGGCGAGGCCGGCCCUGCAUGGUGCCCUCAGGAGGGGAUGGCCCCUCAACUCACCCGCUCUGAAGCCAGGCAGAUGAAAGAGGUUGAAGAGGCCGGGAGACUGAUAGGAGAGAACACGGUGAGGGUUUUCGUGGCCCUGUUCCCAUACGACCCUGUCAGCAUGUCACCUAAUCCUGACGCGGCCGAGGAGGAGCUUCCCUUUCGAGAGGGUCAGAUCAUCAAGGUAUACGGUGACAAAGAUGCCGAUGGUUUCUUCCACGGCGAGUGUAACGGCCGGAUGGGCUACAUCCCCUGCAACAUGGUGUCUGAGAUCCAGGUGGACGACACGGAGACACGUGACCAGCUGCUGCAGCAAGGCUUCCUCACCACCGAGGCCUCCAUGGAUAAGAUAGUGGAAUCGGCCGGAGUCUGGGAGGACCGCUCUCUGGUUGACUCUUCCAGUCAAGACCGGAGCCAAUCAGGGGCAGCCAUGGGGAACCCAGGACCCCUCCACCAGCCACGCAGAAUGGUGGCCAUCUUUGACUACGAUCCACGAGAGAGCUCUCCCAACGCAGACAUAGAGGCCGAGCUGACCUUCAGUGCGGGGGACAUCAUCUAUGUGCUCGGUGACAUGGACGCCGAUGGCUUCUUCUAUGGAGACCUGAACGGACACAAAGGCCUGGUCCCGUCCAACUUCCUGCAGCCUUUCCCUGAGACGGCAGAGGAGGCGGCUGGGCCUGCAGCGAUGGACCACCUUGUCGUGAUGGACGCCAGGAGAGACCCACAGAUGAGUGAGGCGACGUCCCUGGAGCAGGAGGACCCAGCGGCGGCUGCUGAACCAGACGAGGCCCCCCCACCAGAGCCUGGCCCAGGCCCGCUCCCUGAGACGCUGGCCAGCCCCAGCUGUGGCCCUGUCCCCCUGACGCCAGCCUCCGACGGCGCCCUGCUCACAGACCUAUCCCCCUCCGGCAAGAAGAAGAAGGGCUUCUUCUCCAAAGGGAAGAGGCUGUUUAAGAAGCUGGGCUCCAGCAAGAAGGAGUGAAGGCUGUGACCUUAAGUUUCUUUGUUUUCCUCCCCACACAGGAAGCACUUUUUUUUUAUGUUGGUUAGUCUAACUUAAAUUAAACCUAUUUAAUUGUAAUAAUGUAUUAUCAAAUAAGACUAGUUUCACUGUGGCAGGCUCUCCUAUGCGAAGCUUUCCUAAGAAUAUAUACCAUAAUAUAACACAAUACUUUGGAUAAACAUCAUCUUAAGAAUCAGCCGCACGCUGCAUGGCUCUGAAGUGUGUCUUCUGUCCCAUGGCAAGACACUAGCUAAAACAAGAGUAGUAGACACUGGAAAAGUGGUGUGCUUAGAUUAAGCAGUGGUCUCAAAACACAUAGAUUAACACUAAAAAUGCAUCCUUUGUGUAGGUCCAUUUGGAAGAGGCUGAGUAUAACAAGAAACAGUGCGGCAAGCAUAAAUGUCUGUUAACCUUUUCCUAACGUGGAUACGCUGCACACCCACUCAGAGCCAUCUGUGGGGUUUAAGAUGCUUAUGACAUUAUGCAGCUUUUGCUCUUAGGAGGACCAAACUCAUAGUUGUCUUUACUGUCGCAAGCAAUUCUAUAUCCUAUAUUUUCACGCUUUUGAUCUCUCUGGUACACCGACACAAGGGACCAUAGGAGAGUACCCCGUCCUUUCAGCAUCAACCCUAAAAAGUUGCGCUUGACCAGAAUGAUGGACGUCUUUUAAAAAAGUGAUUGGUGAACGCUGUGUGAGAUUUUAGUCUGCGCAAUCUCUGAGAAGAAGCAUGUGAGGCUGAGGUGAGCGUGUACGAGUGAAGUUCGUCUUUGCCUUUUUUCAGAUGUUGUCGCGGAACUCUUACCUGAGUGUGGUUUCCUUUUCUUUCUUUUUUUUGUCUUUUUUUUUCUUUUUUUUUGAUGAUGACGUGUGUGUGUGUGUGUCUGUUUGUACUUGUGGGUGUGUGAGACGCUGUUGCAGUGGUCUGCCUUGAGCCUGUCAUUAUUUUGUUUGUGAAAAGAUCAGUUACUUUUGUUCUUUUCAUUUGCCUCCGUUUUAGGAGUGAUGAAUUAUUGUAACGAUUCUACAGAAACUCACACUUACUCACUGACACUACAGGCUACAGAUUUUCCAUUUACACAGCAAAUCACAAAAACACACAAAUGGUUGUAGGACCAUGGACUAAAGACACGUGGGUAUAGCCAAACUGUUAGUUCAUUGGUACCACCACUACAAUAUGCAGUAAUCGUUUUUUGGAAUGUUUUCGUUUAUGUGUUUUUGUUUGUUUUUUGUGUCAUUACAGGGCUCAUGUGAAAUCACUUCUCAGGUUGAACUUGUAGUUUAUCAGCUUUGUGUGUUAAGCCGUGGCUGAUUGAACCGCAGGAUCUGAUUCUUGCCAAAACAUUAGGUGCUCGGCAUGUUACUAUGACAACUAGACACCUAUCAUCGAACACCUGCCAUUAAGUGGGAGGGGGGGUCAAAGCACGACUAACUUCUGAGAAUCAGCAGGACUGCAGCAGUAUUGUUAGUAACUUACUAAAGUCUCAGGUUACUGAACUUGAGAAAACUCCUGCAACAGAGCAGAAAUGGAGGGAAAAUGCCAAGGACUGUACCAACUUGGUUGAGUACGGGGGUGGGGGUCAGAGGUCGUUUGAAAAUUGCUGAAUUGUACAGUCACUCACUACAUAUUCCUCAAUGGCCUUUAGUCAACCUGCACUUUCCCAUGCAGCGCUAGGCAAUAGAGUUCACCGUUAGCGAUGCUACUGCAAGGAAUGCACACACCCAUAGCCCUCCGCCUGUCCAGCUCCGCAGUUUCACUAGAAGACGACCGCAGCACUCUAGAUUACCAGCUGUAAUGUUUAGCCUUAUAAGACGUUGUUUAGUCUUAAGUUGUUGUUUACACUGUACUUGUACUGACUGCAUGCAUAAUGACUUUUAUGCCCAUGUUUGGCCUUAUUGGAUUUAUUUAUAUAUUUAUAGUUUGACCAUUUUGUUGCAGUGUGUUUUGUAGUAGGGGGUGGGGGGGUUAGUACAUGCAGAGGAGAACUAGUGUGUUUGAACUGAGACUGCAGAAGGCAGGUCUGUAUAUAAUGUACAGUGUUUUGGUCCCAAUCAGUGGCACGGCUCUGACUUUUGGUAUGAUAUUUUUUCAUACAGCGAGAGACUUUAUUCUUUUGUCCGUCCAAACAAAGCUUGUUUCCAUUUUUUUUUUGUACAUUGAGGUUUUUAUUACCGAUUUUUUUUUUUCGACACUUGCUUGUAAAUAUGAUUGUUUUUUUGUUUUGUUAUUGUUUUCAGAUUUGUCUUUUUGCAUGAUACAGCAGUGUUUUGAUUGAGGAGCAAGAACAACUUGAAAGUGCAGAGAUUGCUUUCAUCUUUCAAUAUGGACCUUUUUACGAAAAUUAAAGUCUAUUUUCACAUAAAAUAU
Molecule: messenger RNA, 8877 nt
Organism: Clupea harengus (Atlantic herring)
Lineage: Eukaryota; Metazoa; Chordata; Actinopteri; Clupeiformes; Clupeidae
Gene: tspoap1
Product: peripheral-type benzodiazepine receptor-associated protein 1
Exons: 31
Coding region: 470-6490 (2006 amino acids)
Molecular function (GO): protein binding
Source: RefSeq, a predicted model, not a curated record